CCCGCCCCCCCAGCAGGGCCUGUCAGGCUGGAGGAAGUUUUACCUCAGUCGCAGACAGGACGAGGCUCAGAGCUAGCAGAGACCGGAGCGACAAGAUGAAUGCCGGCUCAGACCCCGUGGUCAUCGUCUCAGCGGCGCGCACCGCUAUAGGCUCCUUCAAUGGUGCCCUGUCCACCGUGCCUGUCCACGAAAUGGGGACAACUGUCAUCAAAGAAGUCCUACAAAGGGCCAAGGUGGCUCCAGAAGAGGUGUCCGAGGUCAUAUUUGGACAUGUCUUGACNGCAGGUUGUGGGCAGAAUCCUACUCGACAAGCCAGUGUGGGUGCAGGGAUCCCCUAUUCGGUUCCAGCAUGGAGCUGCCAGAUGAUCUGUGGCUCGGGCCUAAAAGCCGUGUGUCUUGCAGCCCAGUCCAUAGCCAUGGGCGACUCCACCAUUGUGGUAGCUGGAGGCAUGGAGAAUAUGAGCAAGGCUCCUCACUUGACUCAUCUGAGAACAGGAGUCAGGAUGGGUGAGGUGCCACUGACUGACAGCAUACUCUGUGAUGGUCUUACAGAUGCCUUUCACAACUACCACAUGGGCAUCACAGCUGAAAACGUAGCCAAAAAAUGGCAAGUGAGCAGAGAGGCCCAGGACAGGGUUGCAGUUCUGUCGCAGAACAGGGCGGAGCAUGCGCAGAAAGCUGGCCACUUUGACAAGGAGAUUGUGCCAGUGCUGGUGUCUUCCAGAAAAGGUCUUACUGAAAUGAAAAUCGAUGAAUUUCCUCGUCAUGGGAGUAACCUUGAAGCCAUGGGCAAGCUGAAACCUUACUUUCUUACUGAUGGGACAGGAACUGUCACUCCAGCGAACGCAUCAGGAAUGAACGAUGGUGCUGCUGCUGUGGUUCUUAUGAAGAAGACAGAAGCUGAGAGUCGGAUGCUGAAACCUUUAGCAAGAAUAGUGUCCUGGUCACAAGCCGGUGUGGAGCCUUCGGUUAUGGGAGUAGGACCAAUUCCAGCCAUAAAGCAAGCUGUUGCAAAGGCAGGCUGGUCCCUGGAGGAUGUUGACCUGUUUGAAAUCAAUGAAGCCUUUGCAGCGGUGUCUGCGGCAAUAGCUAAAGAACUUGGAUUAAACCCCGAGAAGGUCAACAUCGAUGGAGGAGCCAUUGCCUUGGGCCACCCUCUGGGAGCAUCUGGCUGCAGGAUUCUAGUGACCUUGCUGCACACCCUGGAGAGAGUGGGUGGGACCCGUGGUGUUGCAGCCCUGUGCAUUGGGGGUGGGAUGGGAGUCGCAAUGUGUGUCCAGAGAGGGUGANCUGCAUGCCAGCCACCACCUUGGACGGUUCUUGUUAAAUCAGUGCAACACUAAGCAGAAAGGGAAACCAGAGGACCAAACUGAGGACAGGAACCCAGGUGGACAGCUUGCUGUACUUUAAUGUGAGACACCCAAGGCUGAGACAUUGCACCUGACACUGUUAUAAAUAAGAGGGAAAUCCAAUCAGUCAUCAAGGGCUCCAGAGUGAACAGCAUUUUCAUAACUUCCGUGUUUAUCGUCUUUGCUUUCUGGGUGUAAUUUUCUCUGAUCAUUGAUUUUAGAUUUUAUUUUUUCUUUGUUUGUUUGUUUUUGAGUUAGGGUCUCACCAUAUAGCCUCAAAAUCAUUUUGUAGAUCAGGUUGGCUUUGAACUCCCGGAGAUCCACCUUUCUGUGCCUCCUGAAUACUUGAAUUAAAGGCAUGCACCGUCAUGCAGGGCCCCCAAAAUGAUCCAUUCAAAAAAUGGGGAUUCGGCUUCUGUUGCGAACUUCAGGCUCUUCACUUUAACUAUGGUUGGUUCAAUCGCCCCUGCGUGCUUGUCUCGCAGUUUCCCAUUGAUCAAAUCAAGACCAAUCCUGUAAUGAAAGUUGGAUUCAGUGACCUCUUCCAGACUGAGGUGGGGUAGGUAUUCCAUCUGUUCUAGUCAGAAGACUGGCAGUGCCAACAAGUGUGCCUCUGGGUUGUUGAAAAGUGGGUAGCAAGCAGCGUCCAUGUAUUUAUUUCUCUGCUUGACGGGAUGGGAUGUUACCUGCUUCAAAUAUCUACCUUGACUUCCCCAAAAUGAUGACUGGAACUGGAACUGAAAGUCAAAUAAACUCUUUCCUCCCUUA
Molecule: messenger RNA, 2117 nt
Organism: Mus caroli (Ryukyu mouse)
Lineage: Eukaryota; Metazoa; Chordata; Mammalia; Rodentia; Muridae
Product: acetyl-CoA acetyltransferase, cytosolic
Molecular function (GO): acyltransferase activity, transferring groups other than amino-acyl groups
Source: RefSeq, a predicted model, not a curated record